Solanum verrucosum is the source of this 1035-nucleotide messenger RNA. RefSeq names its product purine permease 3-like. The record is from RefSeq and is a predicted model, not a curated record. Gene Ontology annotation, cellular component: membrane. The transcript is spliced from 3 exons. The coding region runs from base 1 to 1035 and encodes 344 amino acids. NCBI's taxonomy places the organism in Eukaryota, Viridiplantae, Streptophyta, Magnoliopsida, Solanales, Solanaceae. Gene Ontology annotation, molecular function: purine nucleoside transmembrane transporter activity.
AUGAAGAAAGUUCUUCUAGUCAUCAACUGUAUAAUUCUAGCUGUAGGAACCUGUGGUGGCCCUUUGGUCAUGCGCCUUUACUUCAUUAAAGGAGGCAAAAGAAUUUGGCUAUCAAGCUGGCUACAAACUGCUGCUUGGCCAAUCAAUUUCAUCCCUUUAGUCAUUUCCUAUUUCUACCGUCGCAAUAAUAAUAAUAAUACUACCUCCAAGCUCAUUCUGAUGACUCCCCGAAUUUUCAUGGCGACUAUUGGGAUCGGAAUCCUUCAAGGAUUUACAAACUAUUUCUACGCUUAUGGCAUAGGAAAAUUACCCGUCUCCACUAGCGGACUUCUUUUUGCAACGCAACUUGCUUUCACUGCCUUCUUUGCUUUCCUUAUAGUGAAGCUGAAGUUCACUCCUUACUCGGUAAACUCUGUGUUUUUGUUGACGAUUGGCGCAGUGGUUUUGGCUCUACGCUCCGGUGGUGAUCAACCGGAGGGAGAGCCAAAGAAAGAGUAUAUAUUAGGAUUUGUCAUGACCCUGGCAUCUGCUGCAUUGACUGGCCUUAUUUUUCCUUUGGUGGAGUUGAUAUAUAAAAAGACACAACAAACUAUCACUUACACAUUUGUAUUGGAGUUUCAAACACUCUAUUGCUUUGUUGCUACUGUGCUUGCAACAAUUGGAAUGAUCAUAAACAAAGACUUUCAGGCAAUUUCAAGGGAGGCGAAAACAUUUGAACUUGGAGAAGACAAAUAUUAUAUUGUGAUAAUAUGGAGUGCAAUAAUUCUGCAAUUCUACUUCUUAGGGUCCAUUGGAGUCAUCUAUUCUGCUUCUUCUUUGGUAUGUGGCAUUUUAGUAUCAGUUCUACUUCCUCUCACUGAAGUUUUAGCUGUUUUCCUUUAUGGCGAAAAAUUCAAUGCAGAAAAAGGAGUUUCUCUUGCCCUUUCUCUAUGGGGAUUUGCUUCAUACUUUUAUGGUGAUUAUAAAGAAGCUAAGCAGAGAAAAAAGAAGAAGCUGAAAGAGAAUCUCAAUUCACAUACAUUCCAACUUAUUUAA